This is a messenger RNA of Capsicum annuum, 1260 nucleotides long. RefSeq names its product ribosomal RNA small subunit methyltransferase G. Bases 118 to 996 code for a protein of 292 amino acids. Gene Ontology annotation, cellular component: cytoplasm; cytosol. The record is from RefSeq and is a predicted model, not a curated record. Lineage: Eukaryota; Viridiplantae; Streptophyta; Magnoliopsida; Solanales; Solanaceae. Gene Ontology annotation, molecular function: rRNA (guanine-N7-)-methyltransferase activity. The transcript has 7 exons. Gene Ontology annotation, biological process: rRNA processing.
AAUUAUUUAAUAUUAAAAGAAUAUAAUAAAAUUCUAAAAAAAAAACAACCUCCUAACUUAAAAUUGAAAGCAUAGAAUUACUGCUGUCCAAAGCCCCCUCCAAGUGAGCGCUCGAAGAUGUUACUUUGCGGAGGGCGUAGAUUCAAUAUAUUGGCGCCAACAUUGCCACUCUCAUUUGAGACUUUUAUCAAACACCUUGCAGCUUCAAAAUCCUCAAAGCUUUCACUAACCACAACAUCAUUCACUGCCAGCGCCAGCGCCAGCGCAAACUCCAAAGUCUUCAGUUCCUCCUGUUUUGAAGCGCUAAACUCGCGUCAAAAAGAACAAGUGCAUAUCUACAUUGAUUCCCUCCUCGAAUGGAACCAGAAAAUGAAUCUGACUGCUGUAAAGGAGGAGAGUGAAGUUAUGGAAAGGCACGUUGAAGACUCGCUUUCAAUUAUAGAACCAAUUCGAACUUCGUAUCUCUCACAUUGUGGACCUUCGUCGGAGAAUCUCAAUCUCGUUGAUGUUGGAAGUGGUGCGGGACUUCCUGGAAUAAUUUUGGCCAUUGCUUCCCCUGGUUGGAAAGUGACCCUUCUGGAGUCUAUGAAUAAGCGUUGUUCCUUCUUGGAGCAUGUGGUUAGUCAGAUCGGUCUUUCAAAUGUUCAAGUUGAACGAGAAAGAGCUGAGAAGCUAGGGCAAGACGUCAGCUUCAGAGAGUCUUUUGAUGUUGCAGUUGCUAGAGCUGUUGCAGAGAUGAGAAUUUUAGCUGAGUAUUGCCUUCCUCUAGUACGAACUGGUGGUAUUUUUGUAGCUUCGAAAGGUCAUGAUCCUCAGGAAGAAGUACACAGAGCAGAGAGAGCAAUACAGCUGAUGGGAGCCUCUCUAUUGCAAAUUCGUUGUGUUGAUUCCCACAGUAGACAUGGACAGAGAACUGCCAUAAUUUGUUUGAAAGGCAAACCUACCCCAAAGAAAUAUCCUAGAGAUCCAGGAACUCCAGCUAAGAUUCCACUUUGAGAGGAAUGUUGUCAAACCUCCUUAUCUCCAGUACAGACAAUGUAUGAUAGAGGGAAAUUUGUAUAUCCCCUAAUCGCUUCUCUCGAGUUUAGAUGCAGAAACACUAUACUCGUGGAUGUCUGGAAGCAGUACUACUAGUUCCUUUCGUGAACUGCUUACCUCAUUAUGUAAGAAGGUACACCACACAGAUUUGGCUUCAAGUUUAUUCAUUAAGAUGAGUGUAAUUACAACCACAUUCCACAUAAUACGUGUAUUAUUUUGUCU